Messenger RNA from Salvia splendens (bonfire salvia), 1096 nucleotides. RefSeq lists its product as uncharacterized. Lineage: Eukaryota; Viridiplantae; Streptophyta; Magnoliopsida; Lamiales; Lamiaceae. The transcript is spliced from 3 exons. The record is from RefSeq and is a predicted model, not a curated record. The coding region runs from base 110 to 1096 and encodes 328 amino acids.
CCUCUCUUUCAACCCAAACAAUUCCUAAUCCAAACCCUCACUCUCCCGCGCACUUCACUUUUUCCCUCCGCUCGCCGGCCGCCUCCCCUCCACCGCGCACGGCGCCGACAUGGCUAGUUUUCUCCUCGAUUGCAACAACGCAGGAGCCGAGUUUACUCACGCAGUCGCCUCCGCCGUCUACAUCUCCGACAUCAUCCAUCCGACCUACAUCCCCGAAAUCGUAUCGCUCCUGUUCCCGUCCAGCGCCGCCGUCACCAAUUUGGCCGGAAUCGCGAAGCCUCUGCUGGCGGUGCAGGUCACGGAGCUCGCCGACGGCAUCUUCAUCGCCUUCGCCGCUAACCACGCCGUCGUGGACGGCAAUUCCUUCUGGCAUUUCGUCAAAUCCUGGUCAGAGAUCUCUCGCGGUGCAGAAUCGAUAUCGAAAUCCCCUGUAUUCAACCUCGCCACUGGCGAUAGUAGGCUCAUUCAUCUCCCAACACUGGAGAAAAACCUAGUUUCUCCAUCACAAUCGCCGCAGAGAGUAUUCAAUUUCAGCAGAGAAAAGCCAGAUCGAUUGAAGGAGAAGGCGAAUUCCGAAGCCGGCACAGACAAAAUAUCUACUCUGCAAGCACUCACGGCUCACGGCUCAUCUAUGGAUGAGCACAGUCCGAUCUCAAAACACAAACGGUUCAAGCAGCUGCGUUUUGGUAAUCUCGAUUGGCGCGAGAGCGAGGAUGCGGUCUUUGCCGGAUGCCUACUUCGGGAACGUUACGCUGCAACGUUGGCGAUUAGCGCGAGCGAUCUAUUGGAGAGGGGAUUGGGCGGCGCCUCGGUGAAGAUCAAUGAGUUGAUUUCUCGGCAAGGCGAUGAAACGGCGAGACGCGCGGCGGAAGGGGAGUGGCGACAUGACGUGUACGGGUGUGAUUUUGUGAGAAGCGGGAAAGUGCAUAAAGUAGAGGGUUUGGUGUUUGUAUUUCCGGCGGCGGAAGGCGGUGGUAUCGAUUUAGAAGUUUGCUUGGCGGAGGAGACGUUACGUGCAAUGGAGAGUGAGAGUGUCCACUAUAAGGCGGACACGCCCAAUAGCCCCGCCCCAGUUUUUGUCAAUAGCCCCACUUAG